Toxoplasma gondii ME49 is the source of this 1828-nucleotide messenger RNA. RefSeq lists its product as hypothetical. NCBI's taxonomy places the organism in Eukaryota, Apicomplexa, Conoidasida, Eucoccidiorida, Sarcocystidae. Bases 300 to 917 code for a protein of 205 amino acids. The transcript has a single exon. The record is from RefSeq and is a predicted model, not a curated record.
CCUGAGAAAGAGGAGAGAAGGCGAAACGACGAGACUGCGAAUCACACCGCACUGUGGGGUGGCAGGGGCCUGUUGGAGACAGCCGAAGAGAGGCGCCCGGAGCGGCAAAAAAAGGCAAACUAGGUGAAGUUACCGGAGAGAAGGACGGAGAGAAAAGAGAGAGAGCAGAGCUCUUUUCACACUGCACCGGUGCACAGAUAACGAGAAAGAAGCAGAGGAAGACGACACUCGAGCGCAGCAGAGACCCUCGAGCACCAACGUUUCUCCGUCUCUGCAGACGCGAGCGACCGACAGGCAGGAUGCGAGAAGACGACAGCGAACUGGUGGAAGAGGACUCGAGAGAGGAAGACCAUGGAGGAGAAGCGGGAGGAAAAGACGAAGACUGCGAAGAGGAGGAACUGAAGGGAGGAGAGGGAAGAGAGGGAAGAGAGGGAGAAGACGACGAGAAAGGACGUGAGGAAGGAAACGAAGGUGGCGAGGAAGCAGGCGAAGAAGACGAGAGACAACAGGGAGACGGAGAAGAAGAUCUAGGCGAAGAAAAAGAAGAGGAAGAAGAAAGAAGCAUCGCAGAAGGACACAGAGACACGAACGAAGACGAAGCACAGAGUGUCGAGGAAACAACCGGCGCCGGCGAAGCGCACCGAGACAGAAGAGGAUGGACGGGAGGAGGAAAAGAAGGCCGAGAAGCAGAGAGGUUCUCGCGAGGUGUGGAGGAACUAAGCCUGAGCGGGGGUCCCUCCAUCCUUUUCGACGCUUUUCUACCUAGCCGCUUCUCUGCGGGGUCUCCUUUUCGCUGCGUCCGCUCGAGACUUCUCUGCCUCGUCUCAAAAGGCGAGACCAAGAAAGACGCUCCCUGUCUGCAUGGUCACGGCACUCUCCAUCUUUCCUUCAGCGUUCUCUUGCAAGCUCGAAGCUGAAGAAUGACGAGCCUCCAACGACCGCCAAGAGACUGUCAGUGUGCAUUCGCAGGAAUCCACGUGCACAUUCCCUGAGGGUGCUUCUCCUUUGCUCUUCCUCUCUGUCUCGACUCUUCGAUCUGUAGUUCUCCUUCGGUCUCUGGCUAGCUCUCUCUCUUCGUCACUCUUCCUCGUCUUCGCUGCCUUCCUGCAUUUCUGGUCUCCUCCCCCUCCUUUGCCGUUUCGGAAUCUCGCGCCGGCGUAUCGAUACACCUGAGCGACGUGUACAUACACCGCGGCGGCGUCUGCCUCUUCCUCACUCGCAGCGUUUUUGCGGCCUCAGUCCUCCAUCUUGUCUUUCAUGUUUUCUGGCUGUUCUCUUGGCAAAGGCAGCGCGCGAGACCGUCUCAUUUUUUCUCGGCUGGAAAAAAAGCUGAGAAACCGCAGGAGACUUCAAAGUGAACUGGCAGAAACGCGGUGGACUCUGCUCUCCUCUCCAAACUGGUCUGCAACGGGGAACUCGCUUUUUGUGGAGCUCUCUACCGUCUCCGGAAUUACCUGGAAAACCAGAGGGGAAGCGAAGACAACAGACACGACGAACUCAUGGAGCAGAGAAGCCUCGUGCCUUUGUGGCUUCCUCAGUCUGUGCUUUGCCUUUGUGCUGUGCCUUCGAGACGAGUCAACGUAUACUUCGCAACAAAGGCCUGCAGAGGCAUCGGAGAAAGAAGGGAGGCUGAGAAGAAACAGAAGCGCCUGUUUAUCACCAUUUCUUGACACUCCCAGCGCGGACUCUUCGAGAGGUCUUCUCCAUGUCUCUCUCGGAUGGGCAGCUUGUGGCGGCGGGCAGCGCGGAGAGAGAGGAAAGAGACAGAGAGAGAAAAGGGAGCAGAAGACUUGAACAGCCGACUCAGGGAUCUGUCGACUUCCUUGAG